Messenger RNA from Amphiprion ocellaris (clown anemonefish), 2366 nucleotides. RefSeq names its product distal membrane arm assembly component 2 like (gene dmac2l). The record is from RefSeq and is a predicted model, not a curated record. Lineage: Eukaryota; Metazoa; Chordata; Actinopteri; Pomacentridae. Bases 143 to 733 code for a protein of 196 amino acids. The transcript is spliced from 5 exons.
GAGACGCUCAAGCCGCAGCGACGUCAACGCGUUCAGCCAAUAGAGAGGCACGUCGUUUCGUUACGUCGUUGGGUGAAAGGUCGCAGUAAUGGCGGCGGCUCAAAUGUAAACAGUGUGAUCUGUUGGAGGACAGUCCACAGAUAUGAGACUGCUGUCGCAGGUGGUGAAGUCUGCAGUGAGUCAGAGGGAUUGGAGCCGCAGACACUUCUGGGGUUGGCUCAAUGCUGUUUUCAACAAGGUGGACUACGAGAGGAUCAAGGCUGUCGGUCCGGACCGAGCCGCCGCUGAGUGGCUGCUGAGAUGCGGUGCCAAAGUGAGGUUCCAGGGUUUCGAUCGCUGGCAUCACGACUACAACGGACUGCCAACUGGGCCUCUGGGCAGAUACAAGAUCCAGGGGAUUGAUGCCACCGAAUCCUGCAUCAUGUACAGAGGGUUUGACCACCUGGAUGGUUUGAAACACGUGGAAGAAAUAAAGCUCAGUAAGUGUAUCUACAUAGAAGACGCCUGUCUGGAGAGGCUGAGCUCCAUAGAGAACCUGCAGGAGAGUCUGUACAUGAUGGAGGUGGUUUCAUGUGGAAACGUGACCGAUAAAGGCAUCGUCGCUCUGCACAAACUCAAGAAUCUGGAGUAUCUGUUUCUCAGCGACCUUCCUGGAAUCAAAGACAAACAGAUGACGGUGGGCAGACUGCAGACGGCGCUUCCACGUCUGGACGUCGAGCUGGAUCUGGAGUGAAAAUAUUCACGAUGUCCUUUUUAAAGGUUUUCAGAGUCAAAGACCCAGUUUUGAAAGAAAGGACUUGCAGGGCUUUGAUGGUCUGACAGCAGAUCAGUUUAGGUGUAUUUUUCUGCAAACGUGAUGCUGCUUGACAUUCAUUAUGUUGUUUUUUUUUUUUUUUUUUUUUUUUUAAAAGAGUGUGGAGCAAAGCUGAUGUUUCAUUUCUGCUCUUGUCCAGCUAAUGCAAAAGUUAAAGUCCCUCCUCAGUCGUCUAUUAAACCCCUAGAAACUCAUCUCCAUGCGUCAGAGUGACAUAUUUAGACAUUUCUUUGGAUUAAAAUAAUCUCUCCAUUUGUUAAAAUGGCUUUGAUGCAACUCUACACGCAUUCUUUUUUGCAGCUCGAGCACACCAGCUCACCUAUGCCUCUGCGGAAACACUAAAACUACUCAAUGCCAACUUGGCCAACUGGUCACACAUGUUCAAACCAGUGUCUUGCCAGAAACUGACUGCAGUCAGCAGGAGUGUUUUGCUAAUUAUUGUCCACUUUAUAUAUGUCUAGAGUUGCUUUUUUCUGCAUCCAACAGUCUUAACAUUCAAAAAACAUAAUUUUAUAUCCCUCUGUGGUGAAAGCAAAGGUAUGUCUUUGUGAAAAUUUAUGGUAACUGAACAAUUGUGCCCAAAAAAGCAACUUAUAAUGUAAUCAGGCAUGACAUUGAGGAUCACAGGCAGUACUAUAGUGUUAUUUCUGACGUUUAGGCUGUAUGUAUGUCGAAUAUCCAUGUUUAAAUCCGGAAACUAGACUGUAAUUAGCAAGAUUUAUGUCUAAGUUUUACAUAAAAAAUGAAGAAAGCAUAUCUUUUGCAAUCAUCUUAAUGCUUUACCUAUUUAGAUUAUCACCAAUCCAGUUCUUUUUGUCAGUUAAAUUAGCUGUUAAGGAGCAAUUCUGCAGUUUUCCACUUGUCAAAAAAGGAUUGCAGCCCCUAAAUUGUGACUGAAAUGUCAUUAAUGCAUCAAAAUGACUUGAUUUCAUUAAUAAGGGUAAUAUUUUAAAGAUUAAAGCCCAUAGAGUAAUAUAUUUGGAAGCCUAAACAAGCAGCAGGAUCAGUUUUUGGCAAGAAACACAGGGAAUUAAUUCCAAAAAAGAAACAAAAUACAUUAAGACCUUAAGUUGAUUGGUUCCUUAGGUUUGUGAUGUAUGAAACCCAGGAAGUCUGAAUCCAUGUUUUUGAGACUGUCAUUGGUACAUGGGUGGAAAGUUUUCAAGCAGAUAAAAAAGAAAAUAUAGACACAUGAACACCGUAAAAAAAAACUUCAUUUCCACCAGAGGAAGACGGACUUCGAGGGACUUUAUACCGUCGACACCAGUUCUCUUUGAUAUUGUGUAGUUUAUUAAAGGUUACUCCACAUGUACACAGAGAAAAAGCAAUGUAAGAGUAAUUUAAAUCUUUUCUUUUCAGAUUAAUUUGGCAUUUGUCAUAAAAUAUAUCUGAGGACAGACAGAUGGCUGAAAACAUCCUUAGCACCAGAGUUCCAGAGAGGAUGAGUACGAUGUUGUACUGCUGCUGAUAAACGCUUGUAAAGGUGGUUAAAGGAAUGUUUACAACUGUAUUCACUCCUCACGUUAAUAAAUAUUAUGUCCAGAAAAAUGCU